Messenger RNA from Endocarpon pusillum Z07020, 2775 nucleotides. RefSeq lists its product as uncharacterized. Bases 1 to 2775 code for a protein of 924 amino acids. The transcript has 2 exons. Lineage: Eukaryota; Fungi; Ascomycota; Eurotiomycetes; Verrucariales; Verrucariaceae. The record is from RefSeq and is a predicted model, not a curated record. Gene Ontology annotation, molecular function: protein binding. Gene Ontology annotation, biological process: Golgi to plasma membrane transport; exocytosis. Gene Ontology annotation, cellular component: exocyst; cytoplasm.
AUGUCGGGUUUCAAGAGGGCGCCGGUGGCAGGUGGCCGCGCGCCUCGCAAGGACCCUUUGGCAUCGUUGAAGAUGGCUUCGAUGAUGGACACCAAACCUGUAUUGCCAGCAGAGAUAAUCGCCCGUAUCGUCGACUAUCUUGCUGUGCCCGACCUCAUCCGCUUUGCUCGAGUAUCCCGCCGGAUGCAGGAAAUGGUGUACGAUGACACGAGAUGGGUCCAACGAUUACGCAGAAUGGGCUGUUGGAACGAAGUGGAGGCGAGGAACAGAGCCGAGAGUCUUCGAGGCGUGGCACACAAUGUCACAACGCCAACUGCGAAGAGGAAAAGCACGAAUCCCAGCAUGGCAGGCAAUGGUUCAGACCGGCCACCUCCUAGCCCGAAAAUGGUGGAUACGUUGCAGCCGACAGUGAAUGGUACACCCCAGACGGGGCGAAUGCCUCCGUUGAAGAACGUAUCUAGUGUAUCGGAUGGUUUCGACCCAGCUCCCGUCAUGUCCUCGUCAACCUCCAAGCCGGUGGCUGCUGUGGGAGAACAUCCAAACCUUUCAGUGCUGCAGCAUGUACGGUCGGUCCGUGGACAUGCGCGUCAGGAGUAUGGCAAAGUAUUCAGGGUACUAGCCCCAUACUACAACGAUGCAGUUUCGGCGGAGCAUCCCAUGCGUUGCAUGGUUUUCACAUCGCACUCCUCACCUGAGGACCAAGCAUAUAUAUUGACGCAAUUGCAAAGAUUUGCUAAGAGCGACCUAUCUCCAGGUGCAUAUGCAAGGUCAGAACGUUUGACGGAAGUCGUAUCGAUAUUUGAUACGGCAGCGCUGCUGGAAUUUCGCAAGGGAUACGAGGAAGGGGACAUUGAUGGCAAGAUGCGAGAAUUUGCUCAUGUCUUACACAUAUUGAAUGGCGGUCAAAGCAAUGUCGAGCUCUAUGUUCAUGACAAUCGCCUUGCCCUGAAUAAGGACAAAUUGGGCAGUCCGGGUGAUUGCAUUGAUUAUGCAUCAGGCCACGGCCAGCUUUCUCUUGAACGGACUCAGCAAUUCUUUGAUCGAUUGCAAACCGCCUACUCGGCAGAAUACGCAGUUCUAGAGCGUGUUUUCCCGUCGCCUAGUAUCGUGGUUCCAAAAUUACUUGAGCACAUAGGACAGGUUGUACUCUCUCCCUAUUUGACGGCUUUGUUCGAUGAAGCACAUAGUCGUGGCAUGGAAGUUUACCUCAUGACUGUCUCUGGGACUUUUGCUCAGACGCAGAAUCUGCUCUCGGAACUACCAAAACCGGAAGGUGGAUACGAGGAGUACCAAAUCGUCACCAGCAAGGUCACCUCCGAUGUGUUCGAACCUCACCUUGAUCUAUAUCUUGCUGAAGAACUGGCCUUCUUCAAGCAGACAUCCGAGGCAGAAGUCGAGCAAUGGGAUCGAGCACUGUCGGAACAAGCAGCAUCGACGGAGACGUUCUUGAUGUCAAAUAUCAAUCGUCAGGCUGAUAAGAAGGACUUCAUGUCGUCCUUCAAGAAGGUUGUCAUGAUGCCUGUGAACAUUCUUCCCAGCUUUCCAGCGCUCUCUAGCAGCAAGUCAACAGCUAGACCAUUGGUCAACGGUGAGAACACGAACACUCAAAAGCACGACAGCCGAUCAUCUACCCCAGCCCCUAGCAUUGACCCAGUCUCAUCGAAUCCAUUGCGGUCAGUCACACCCCUCCCGGUCGAAGCUCCAACCACGGAACUAGCUGCCAAAGUCGCCCUUAUGACUUCGAAACUCGAAAACAUUCGAUCCCUCUUCUCCAUUGAAGUAGCGCUCAGUCUGGUCCACCGCGCCAAAGCCUCCCUGGAGCGUGCCGCUCAAUUCAGACAGCUAGAUGGUGCACCCGGUCAAGCCGCAAAACAACAAUGCUCCGCAAUCUACCUAACACUCCUUCAAAUCCUCGGCACUCGUCACGUCAAGGCCGGCUUCGACAAAGCCGUCAACCAUCUAAGUGACUACAAUCCCCGGCAAGCCGGCGCCGACACGUCCACCGAACCAGGCCAAGGCGUCGCCCCCUUAACCACCUUCCUUGAGCUCGUCAACGUUGGCGACCUAAUCCAACAAAUGCUCGACGUAUUCUUCGAAUCGGAAGUAAUCCGCCUCGGCAUCGCCAACCGUGACGACUUCUUCGACCCGGCCGUCAAAGAAAAGAAGAAAUUUGAACAAAUGCUCGAUGAACGCGUGGCGGCAGGCCUAGGGAAGGGGAUCGACGUGUUAAUGGACGAAGUCGAAUACAUCUGCGCCACCACUCAGCAACCAUCAGAUUUCAACCCGGAUGCAAACAAGCCGAAUUUCGACAUUGGCCCUACACCUACCGCCAAGAAAGUGAUCGAGCUGGUGGGCACACAUACCUCCAUGCUCCACGGCAGCACCGACAAGACUCUCCUGGACGUCUUCAGCAGCGAAGUCGGCCUCCGCCUCUUCACCACCCUGACCAAGCACCUCAAGCGCCAACGCAUCUCGACCACGGGCGCCCUACCCCUGCUCUCCGACCUCUCCGCCUACGCAUCCUACAUCUCCACCUUCCGCAAUAACGACCUCAACUCGUACUUCACGGCGCUCCGCGAGGUCGGCCAGCUUUAUCUGAUCGAGGGGGGUGAUGGGGCGGAGGAGAUGGCGGGCAUCAUCGCCGAUGCGGAGAGGUAUCGAGGCGUGUUCACGGUGGAGGAGGUGUUGGAGUUCGCGGAGCGGAGGCGUGAUUGGUUGCUCGUCAAGGGGAGGGUCGAGGGCGCAAUGUAUGGCAGGGGGUGUGUUGUCAUGUAG